AUGACACCUCUCCGUCUAUCGGCAAUCCGUCCCACUGUACGUCGCACUGGUAGCGGGAAUGCGGCGUCGACACGACGGUCAGAGGUACCAACUGCCGCUGGCAAGUUCGCUUACCGGGGCCGCGUCAUUUACAAAUACGAACAUGAUCGUGCCGCAAGGCCGGCUUCACGAAGCCCCACACUCAAUCUCGCAAUCUGCCUUGGACUGUGCGUCUGUCUUUCGGGAGCCGACGUCCCAUGUGAACGGCACCAUAUCCUGUUGUUCGACACUGUCGAGCGCGUGCGCAGCCGCCCCAGCUCGGACUCGCGUGCCUCGGAGUGCCUGUCCGGCGGCCUGGAGAUGGAGGAGUAUGUAUGCGCUGGGAAGGGCGCAUAUACCCAGCUGCCCCCGAACGAACGUUUGCAAGUUGUCAGCAGGAGGGAGAAAAGGUGGCCGUUUCUUGUGACACGGCCCACGCAAUUGUCCGCAGGAACAGUGUAUGAUUUACGCUUACUUGCUAUCAACAUUCUGUGGGCUCGAUGGGUGGGCGAGUCUCAGUACUUCAGCUGGUUGACAGCAAACGAGUAA
Molecule: messenger RNA, 567 nt
Organism: Postia placenta MAD-698-R-SB12
Lineage: Eukaryota; Fungi; Basidiomycota; Agaricomycetes; Polyporales; Adustoporiaceae
Exons: 4
Coding region: 1-567 (188 amino acids)
Source: RefSeq, a predicted model, not a curated record